GGUCAAAGUUGCCCGACAAUAUUUACUUCAUACAAGUCCCAAAUUUAGUUAAGAACAGACCAAACAAUAUAAUUUAAUAUUAAAAUGUUGGUGUAUUAUAUCUUCUUGAUUUUUGGUUUUGGCUGUGGGAAUAUUCUCACAAAGUCAUUCGAGUUGGGCGGAGUCUUAUCUGGCAACCGUAUGGCAGGCGUACCACUAGGCAAGUCCCUAGGUGAUGGUGAAGUUGAUGUUGAAGGUAUAUGCCAGGAGUCUGGCAUGGCCUGCCAAAACUGUACUCAUGCUGUAACAUGUGUGCCAUUACCUUACGGGUGGUUGAAGGUGCCUCUUCAGGAAUGUCCAGGUGAUAAGACCUGCAACGCUAACCAACGAGGUUGCUCGACUGAACCAGUACCAGAGUGCAGUCUGCCUAGCCAGAAGUACCAGCACACCUGUGAACAGGUUGGCAUAUUUCCUGAUGCAUACGACUGCAGAAAAUUUCACCUUUGUUCACCACCUGAAGGACUACCGGACGGUGGACCCGCAGACCACAGGGUGGCGCUGUGUCCCAGGAACUACGGAUAUGACCCUCAAACCGCGCAGUGCAGUAUUAAGUUAACAAAUGGACAGUGCAGCAUACAGGCUGUUCCAGAUUGCUCUAAAGUAGGGCAAAUGGGUGUUUUGGCAACAAGUCCAAGCCAUUACUUCGUAUGUCUCUCGAAACAUGGCGCUUUGGCACCGCAAAUAUUUUUAUGUCCCCACGGUUGGUACUUUUUGUACGGUUUUUGCCGACCACAACAACAAUUGAACAGAGAAGUGAUCUCCUCAACUGAAGAGAGUACAACAACAGUAGAUAUUACAACAGCGGAACCAAAAACAACUAGUAGAAUUGAAAGUUUCUUCUCAACUGAUGCUCCAGAGAAGAUUCCUCAAGACACAUUCUUGGCAGAUAGAUUUGAUUUGAGUAAUUAUAAUUACGAGGAGAACGUAGUUUCUAGUUUCAAUGAUCUGCCGAACUCGUUUGAAGAUGAAAAUGAUUUCUGGUGACAAUAACAGCUUUUGAUAUUAAAAAAAAUAUAACAGUAAACAAACACAA
Molecule: messenger RNA, 1072 nt
Organism: Leptidea sinapis
Lineage: Eukaryota; Metazoa; Arthropoda; Insecta; Lepidoptera; Pieridae
Exons: 5
Coding region: 85-1023 (312 amino acids)
Cellular component (GO): extracellular region
Molecular function (GO): chitin binding
Source: RefSeq, a predicted model, not a curated record